Messenger RNA from Capsicum annuum, 3062 nucleotides. Its product is annotated as putative late blight resistance protein homolog R1A-3. NCBI's taxonomy places the organism in Eukaryota, Viridiplantae, Streptophyta, Magnoliopsida, Solanales, Solanaceae. The record is from RefSeq and is a predicted model, not a curated record. The transcript is spliced from 2 exons. The coding region runs from base 6 to 2678 and encodes 890 amino acids. Gene Ontology annotation, molecular function: ADP binding. Gene Ontology annotation, biological process: defense response to other organism.
ACUCUAUGGCUUAUGGUUCUGUACUUUCUCUUCUUCAAACUUUAGAGCUACUUCAGCAGACUAACCCCAAACUUAUUCGGGGUCAAACUGCUGAAAUGCUUGAUUCUCUUCAUGCGACCGCGGAAUAUAUUAAAAAUGUUCUUGAAGACACAAGCAAGAUCAGAAGGUCUGAUGAUGAUGCUGAAAAUAUCAAAUUGUUGGAGGAAAAAAUUAGAGUUGCUGCUAGUGAUGCAGAAGAUGUUGUUGAGCGGAAUUAUCAUCAGUUCUUCAUAGGCUUAAGCUGGAAAUUGGGAGCAGCGCGUAAAACUUUUCCAGACAAAGAUUUGAAAACAGUUGUUGAAAAAAUGGUUACAACAAAGAAACAAGUGACGGAGCUUGUUUCUUGUUUUAGCUCAAGUACUCAUGAUGCUGAUGCCGAUGAUGAUGAUCAAAUUCUUGAGUUAUCUGGGGAUUCCAUCCUUGGCAAGUUGUCUUCUACAAGUAAUAAUCCAAUGGCAAAUCCGGAAGAAACGAUCGUGCAGGGACUUGAUGAUGAUUUGAAGAAAAUAGUUAAAAGAUUGACAGGGCCACCCUCAGAUCUAGACAUUGUCACCAUAUCAGGCAUGGGUGGCAUCGGCAAAACAACACUUGCUAGAAAAGCUCAUGAUCACCCGGAAAUCAGGUAUCAUUUUGACAUUCAUGUUUGGGUUACAAUAUCUCAAGAAUUUCGACCUAGAAAUGUGUUGUUAGAUGCUUUACAUUGCAUUUCAAAGAAAAUAAAUAUUGUCGAUGAAAUUGAUUAUAAAAAGAAGAACAAUGAGUUAGCCGACCUAGUGCAGAAAAAAAUAAAAGGUCGAAGAUACCUUUUUGUUGUUGACGAUAUUUGGAGUAUGGAUGUUUGGGAUAACAUAAGAGGAAUGUUUCCCGAUUACAACAAUGGGAGUCGAAUCUUAUUGACUACUAGGGAAACUGACGUCGCUAUGUAUGCAAAUACAAGUAUCCCUCAUGAGAUGAACCUCUUAAAUUUAGAUAAUAGUUGGGAGUUACUUCGCGAUAAGGUGUUUGGAAAAAAACAUGUUCAUCCUCCUGAAUUGGAAGGAAUUGGAAAGAAAAUAGUAGAGAAAUGCCAAGGACUGCCCUUAACAAUUUCAGUAAUCGCUGGACAUCUUUCUAAGAUGGCAAGGACAUUACAAAGUUGGAAGGAUGUCGCCCAAACCUUGGAUCAAAUCGUUGCUAGUCAUCCAGAUAAAUGCUUAGGAGUGCUUGGUUUGAGUUACCACCACUUGCCAAUUCACCUCAAACCUUGCUUUCUUUCUAUGGGUAAUUUCCCUGAGGAUUUUCAUAUUGAGACUUGGAGAUUGAUCCAGUUAUGGAUUGCAGAAGGUUUCAUAAGGACAUCUGGAGGUUGUAAAAGGACGUUGGAGGAAGUGGCAGUUGAUUAUUUGGAGGAUCUUAUCAGCAGGAACUUGAUCUUGGUUAGCAAAAGGAGAUUCAAUGGUGAGAUAAAAGCAUGUGUGAUGCAUGAUCUAAUGCGUGAAUUCUGUUUGAAAGAAGCUAACGCCACAAAGUUUAUGCAUGUUGAGAGAACCCAGGGCCUAGUCCAUACUCUUCCAGCCCAAAAUUAUGAUGUUCGUCGCUUCAGUUUACAAACUCAAUAUUCGUAUGUAGCCAAUAAUUGUUGCAAGCAAUUGCCCCAUGUUGCUAGAUCCAUCUACUCAUUUCGUCUAGUAGUUGGACCUUCUAUUGCCCGUUUCAACCUUCUGAGGGUAUUAGCCAUCUUCAAUCGAGGGUUCUCUUCAUUUCCACUUGAGAUUACAAAGUUAUUUCAGUUGAGAUAUCUUGCAAUUAUAUGUGACUCCAGUCUUCCUUCAUCAAUCUCGGGGCUUCAGAAUUUGCAAACUUUAAUCCAUGAUAAGUCUUUUUUUUAUAGAGAGUCUUAUCAUGCACCCAUGGAUAUAUGGAUGAUGAAGAACUUGAGGCAUAUACAUUUUCAUAGAGCCAGUUAUUUAACUGGUCCUAGAAGAGAAUAUAUUCAAAAUAAGUAUCGCGUGUCAAGGAUGCUAAAUCUAGAGCAACUUUCUGGUCUCUGUGCCACCAGUUGUAAAAAUGAAGUCUUUUCUUGUACUCCCAAUCUAAAGAGAUUGAUCGUCCGGGUAACUUAUGUCAGUACAGAUUACCUCAUUGAUAUGUCCAGCUUGAGAAACCUCGAAGCAUUGAAGUGUUUCAAGAAAGCUUUUUCGAAAGACUCCAUCAAGAGGUUUUGUUUCCCGACAUCACUUAAGAGGUUGACUUUAGCUGGCCGGUUUCAUUUUCCUUGGGAAGAUAUCUCAACUCUCGUCAUGUUGCCAAAUCUUGAAGAGCUCAAACUUAAAUAUCAUGCAGUCAGCGGUACAGAAUGGAGAUUGAGUGAUGAAAAACGGUUCCAAAGCUUGAAGUUGUUGUUACUUAACGAGCUAGAUUUUCAGAUUUGGGAAGCUACCUGUGAUAGCUUCCCAAAUCUAAAACGCCUAACUCUAAAGAAUUGCAAGAACCUCAAAGAAAUCCCAACAGAUUUUGUGGAAAUCUUUACUUUGGAGUCCAUCGAGUUACAUGAUUGUGAUGCUGCUGUUAGGAAUUCUGCAAAAGAGAUCGAACAAGAACAACAAGACAUGGGAAAUAGUUCACUAAAGGUCUACAUCUUUAACAGUCGUGGGUGUUAAAGCUAAUUUCGAGGGACAAUUUUAUGUGAUCUUCCAAAUGAAGAACCUUUUUAUUUAUGUUUUGGGAAAGAUCACGUUUAAUACAUGUCUCUCACCAAUUUGUGAUUUAGUAUUCUGUAAAUCAUAACUACUUUACAGUUCUUUCUAUUUUAUUUUAUGUGAUAUUUUGAAAUGAAAAGGUUUCGAUCUAUUAUGUAUCAUCUAUGAAGUAUAAGAUGCAUAUUAUAUCAAAUGCAAUGUUUUUUCUCUUUUUCUCAUAGCCAACUAUUAUGUAUCAUCUAUGGGGUAUAAGAUGCAUAUUAUAUCUGAUGUAAACUGAAUUUACAGAGAUGAAGAACCCCGAUUCAGGGUGAUGACAUGAGGAAGAAGAAGAGAGGGGAAGGA